AUGGUAAAACCAAGGGUGAUAUAUUGGUUUCGUACCGAUCUACGACUCCAUGACUCGCCGGCUUUGAAGGCUGCUUUGGAUCUUCAGCCCGAGGCUUUUUGGCCGGUUUGGACGUGGGAUCCGCAUUAUGUUUAUCGUGCGAGGGUUGGGGUUAAUAGGUGGCAGUUUUUGUGAGUUGUUCUUCAUUCCUUGGAAUGGAAAUAGUGUCAUACUAAUGUCUGUAGAAUCGAUUGCCAGAACGACCUCUCACAAUCAAUCACCAAGUUAAAUAAGAAAUCAAGACUAUUUCUUCUGAGAGAGGCACCACAGACUCUGUUCCCGAAAUUGUUCAAAACUUGGAAGGUUACUCAUCUGGUCUUUGAAAAGGACACAGAUGCUUAUGCUCGCGAUAGAGAUGCGAUUGUCAUGGAGGCUGCUAAGAAGGCUGGAAUUGAAGUGAUUGUACGAUCAGGACGGACGUUAUGGGAUAGUGAUGAACUCGUCAAGAAAAAUGGGAACCAACCGACAAUGACCAUCUCUCAAGUUGAAUCGGCAGGACCGAAAAUCGGUGCGGUUCCAAAGCCUAUUCCAGCACCAUCUUCAAUACCGGAUCCUGGAAAGACACCAUUGGAUUUUGAGCAGGAAAAGCCAGAUCAGAAACCGGAUCUUAAUAGUGCGCCUAGAAAACACAAUGAUAAGUCAUACUCAAAAAUAGCAGGACCGAAAGGCGAUUUUGCUGUUCCAACUCUUGAGGAGCUUGGAUUUCCGGCAGCAACUACAGAACAUCGAGGAGGAGAAUCUCAUGCACUUGAGGCACUUUCAAAGAUCAUGAAAGAUAAAAAAUAUACCGCCACGUUUGAAAAGCCCAAAACAGCACCAACAGAUUUUCUGCCGCAAUCAACCACGCUCCUCUCUCCUCAUCUCCACUUUGGCAGUCUGAGCAUCCGAGAAUUCUACUGGCGCGUCCAGGAUACUAUAAAGAGCUACUCUGGAAAAGCUUCCCAGCCUCCGGUUUCUCUCAUAGGCCAACUUCUGUUUCGAGACAUGUAUUUUGGCGCCCAGGCAGCUCUGGGUCACAACUUCGCACAAACGAUAAAUAAUGAGCAUUGCCGUUUCAUACCUUGGUCACUUCCGAGCGACAUCUCGCCUUCUACAAAAUUGCUUGCUGGCACCUACAAAAUCGAUUCUGAAGAGGCAGAAACUUGGUUCCAACGCUGGAAAUACGGAAUGACAGGAUUUCCAUUUAUUGACGCGCUGAUGCGACAAUUAAGACAGGAAGGAUGGAUCCACCAUCUUGGUCGUCACGCUGUGGCUUGUUUCCUGACGCGAGGCGGGUGUUAUAUUCAUUGGGAACGUGGUGCAGAGGUAUUUGAAGAGUGGUUGCUAGACCAUGAAACUGCUUGUAAUGUUGGGAAUUGGCAGUGGUUGAGCUGUACUGCUUUUUACAGUCAGUAUUUUAGGAUGUAUAGUCCUAUUGCGUUCGGAAAGAAAUGGGAUCCGGAAGGUAGCUUUGUGAAGAGGUAUGUGCCUGAGCUUGAGGGCGUGAACAAGAAGUAUCUCUACGAGCCUUGGAAGACACCGGUUGGAGAUCUGAAGAAAGUGGAGGUCAAAUUGGUGAGAGAAGAUGAGGUUAUGGAUAUGGUGGAAGCUUCGAAAUCUGGUAGAGAGGCCGGGAAGGGAGUGUAUCCUCGGCCCAUGUUUGAUUUCGCAGAGCGACGAAGGUUCUGUCUCGAUGAGAUGAAGAAGGCAUAUACGGUUGGGUUGUAUGGGAAUAACCCGAAGGUCUUGGAUGGAUCCUGGAAGGAGUUAUUCGGGGAUUUGCAGAGUAAUGGUAAGGAUGAGGCUACGGCGGAUGACAACGAAGCGGGGGAAGACGGUGAUGGAAAUGCGGAGAGCGGGAAGAAGCGAAAAAGGGGCAAAGGUCAGGGAACUCUAGAUGGUCAUUUCGGGAAAGUGAAGAAGUGA
Messenger RNA from Hymenoscyphus albidus, 1944 nucleotides. Lineage: Eukaryota; Fungi; Ascomycota; Leotiomycetes; Helotiales; Helotiaceae. The record is from the annotation of a GenBank genome assembly.